AUGUCAAACGAUGGAGCAGAGAAAAUUUCUCAGGUUCUCGAUUGUGGGCCACAAAUAAAUAUUCUAUUCUCAGCCCCCGAUUUCACAGUGCCUUCCCCAGAUAUUGUCAAUAAGAUAGUAAGCUCCGACAACACCAUCUUUAACUGGGGUGGCGUGAAGAUUGCGAGAAUAUCUCCUGAAAUUGUCGUCAAAUUCGGACACCAUGUCACAUUGAGCGAGGCGAAAGACAUGAUGUUUGUGAAAGAAAAUACAGACACUCUACCAGUGCCCAAGAUCUUUGCUUGUUACUCAUACUACGGUAGCCUAUUUGAUACUUAUAUAUUUAUGAGCUUUGUGGAAGGCCAGAGCCUCGAUAAAAUCUGGGAGACUUAUGAUGAAGACAUAAAAAAACACGUAACCAACCAGCUCAAGGAAUAUCUCGGCGAACUUCGCAAGAUCAGUGACGGUAAAUAUAUAGGCUCGGUUGGUCCCGGCCCCGUUACGGAUCCGAUCUUGGAGACUUAUCACGUCCAAGGACCGUUUGACUCCGAAGAAGCUUUCGACAACGCAAUUAUCGAUGCCUACCAGUCCAAGGCGCCAAAAUCUCAUAUUAAGAAUUUCUUGUCUGGUAUGCUGUGCCAGAAAAGACAUCAGAUCGUGUUUACCCACGGUGACCUACGCCUCCAGAAUAUUAUGGUCAACAAUGGAUCUGUCAGCGGGAUUCUGGAUUGGGAGUUUAGUGGCUGGUAUCCCGAAUACUGGGAAUUUUCUAAAGCUCUCUAUAUCUGGAAGUGGCAAAAUGAUUGGAGUGACUACCUAGUACAUAUUCUUCAACCAUAUUAUGCUGAAUAUGCCGUUCAUUCGUUCUUGACUGAAACAUUGUGGUAA
This is a messenger RNA of Talaromyces rugulosus, 867 nucleotides long. RefSeq lists its product as uncharacterized. The coding region runs from base 1 to 867 and encodes 288 amino acids. The transcript is spliced from 2 exons. NCBI's taxonomy places the organism in Eukaryota, Fungi, Ascomycota, Eurotiomycetes, Eurotiales, Trichocomaceae. The record is from RefSeq and is a predicted model, not a curated record.